AUCAGUGGAAAAAUGUAUUAAUGUUAUUUUCUUAUUUAUAAAUUUGUUUUUGUUUUUCCGUCUGGAGAGAGAAAGCCACAUGCUCAGAGCAAAGCAGUAAAAAAAAGAAAAAAAAGAAAAAAAUUAAAAGCGACGAAGCCAGUCAUUUCGGGUGAAGAAAGAGACUGGGCUGCGGCGUCUGGAGGGUUAACUUUCUGUAUUCCCAGCCUAAAAGAGGUUUGGGGGGCUAUGAGAUAAAGAUGCCGGGGUCGCUGAGUAAUGAAGACGAGGGACAGGACGACAUGGAUUUUGAAGACGAUAUGCCAGAUGAGGAUGAUGAAGGUGAGCGCAACAGUGUUCCUCUCAUGCCCCUCGCCAGCUUCUUCUCUGAUGAUGACUCCCUCAAACAGCAAAAGAAGAAGAAGAAACCGAAAAAGAUGAAAGAGGGCAAAAUACCCAAAGUAAAGAAGAGGAAAAAAGAGGGAGGACUCCAGACAAGAGUGGACAGCGACCUGGAGGAGAUCUCUGAGGAGCCGAAAUCCUCCAGUCAGUUGAUGCUUGAAUGGGGCCUUGAGGAUGUUCAGUACGGCUUCACGGAGGACGACUACAAAACCAUCACAAACUACAAGGCUUUCAGCCAGCCUCUCAUCGCCAAGAAGAAUCCCAAGAUUCCCAUGUCGAAGAUGAUGACAGUGCUCGGGGCCAAGUGGCGGGAGUUCAGCGCCAACAACCCGUUCAAAGGCGCAUCUGCCACCGCCGUGGCCGCUGCUGUGGCCGCCGCCGUGGAAACGGUUACCGUGGCACCGCCAACCUCUGUCAGCAGCAGCCAGCUGGGCUCUCAGCUGGGUCCAAUCAAAAAAGCCAAAACCAAAGAGGGGAAGGGACCAGGAGUUAGAAAGAAAAGCAAGACAGUGAAAGAAGUGAAGAAGAAACCCAAGCCGAAAAAGACCAAAUCGAAGUCGGGCCAAAGUGGAAAGAAGAAGAAGGCAUCCUCAAGCGAGGAGGACUUCCUGGAGGAGUCAGACUUUGAUGACAUCAGCAUCCACAGCGCAUCUGUGCUUUCUGAUACCUCGGGGGCCACCAACAAGAAAAAAGCCCGGCGUGGGCGGAAAAAAAGGAAAAAGGAGGACGGCGAUGGGUACGAGACAGACCACCAGGACUAUUGUGAGGUUUGCCAGCAAGGUGGAGAAAUCAUCCUGUGUGACACCUGCCCAAGAGCCUACCACCUGGUCUGUCUGGACCCUGAGUUGGAGAAAGCUCCCGAGGGUAAAUGGAGCUGUCCACACUGUGAAAAGGAGGGAAUCCAGUGGGAGGCCAAAGAUGAGGAGGAGGACGAGGAGGAGCCUGCCGGUGAGGAAGAGGACGACCACAUGGAGUUUUGCAGAGUGUGCAAAGACGGAGGAGAGCUUCUGUGUUGCGACACCUGCCCCUCGUCCUACCACAUCCACUGCCUCAACCCGCCUCUGCCUGAGAUCCCCAAUGGCGAGUGGUUGUGUAAAGUACAAAAGAUUCUGCACUGGAUGUGGGGAGAGCCCCCGCUGCCAGCCGAACUCCCCGCUGGCCCUGAUGGCAAGCCAGCAGAUCCUCUGACCAAGCCCCCACUCAAGGGCCACCCAGAGAGGGAAUUCUUCGUUAAGUGGGCUGGCCUUUCCUACUGGCACUGCUCCUGGGUCAGCGAACUGCAGUUGGAGCUGUACCAUACAGUCAUGUACCGAAACUACCAGAGAAAGAACGACAUGGACGAACCGCCACCAUAUGAUUAUGGCUCCGGAGAGGAGGAGCUUAACAGUGAGAAAAGGAAAAGUAAAGACCCUCAGUACGCUGCGAUGGAGGAGCGCUUUUAUCGCUAUGGCAUUAAACCAGAAUGGAUGAUUAUCCAUCGGAUUCUGAACCACAGUUAUGACAAGGAUGGGGAUGUUCAUUACCUGAUUAAGUGGAGAGACCUGCCCUAUGACCAGUGCACCUGGGAAGUGGAUGACUUUGACGUCCCAGAGUACAACACUUAUAAAGCUUUGUACUGGGACCACAGAGAGCAAAUUUUGGGGGAGGAUCAGCGUCCCCUUGUGGCAAAGAGAGGAACGAAACUGAACGAGGACCAUCCCAAGAGGGAGGUCCCUCCUGACGCCCCCAUCAUAGACCCAACCAUCAAGUUUGAGCACCAGCCCUGGUACAUUAACGCCACCGGUGGAACCCUCCACCCAUACCAACUGGAAGGCCUGAACUGGUUGAGAUUUUCCUGGGCGCAGGGGACAGAUACCAUCCUGGCUGAUGAAAUGGGUCUGGGAAAGACAGUGCAGACAAUAGUUUUCCUCUACUCACUGUAUAAAGAGGGUCAUUCUAAGGGGCCUUUCUUGGUGAGCGCACCUCUAUCUACCAUCAUCAACUGGGAGAGAGAAUUUGAGAUGUGGGCUCCAGACUUCUAUGUGGUGACCUACACUGGAGACAAAGAAAGCAGGGCCAUAAUCAGGGAGAACGAGUUCACAUUUGAGGACAGCGCUGUCAAAUCUGGACGCAAAGUGUUCCGGAUGAAGAAAGACACUCCAAUCAAGUUCCAUGUGCUGCUGACGUCGUACGAACUGAUCACAAUAGAUCAAGCCAUUCUGGGCUCCAUCACGUGGGCGUGCCUGGUGGUGGAUGAGGCUCACCGACUGAAGAACAACCAAUCAAAGUUUUUCAGAAUUCUCAACGGGUACAAAAUCUACUACAAGCUGCUGCUCACUGGGACUCCUCUUCAGAAUAACCUGGAGGAGCUGUUUCAUCUGCUCAACUUCCUCACCCCAGAGCGCUUCAAUAACCUUGAGGGCUUUCUGGAGGAGUUUGCGGAUAUCUCUAAAGAAGACCAGAUCAAGAAGCUCCACGACCUGCUUGGACCCCACAUGCUCAGGAGGCUGAAGGCUGAUGUCUUCAAGAACAUGCCAGCAAAGACAGAACUGAUUGUCAGAGUAGAGCUCAGCCCCAUGCAGAAGAAAUAUUAUAAGUUUAUUUUGACCAGAAACUUCGAGGCGCUGAAUUCCAAAGGCGGAGGUAACCAGGUGUCCCUACUCAACAUUAUGAUGGACCUGAAGAAGUGCUGCAAUCACCCCUAUCUGUUCCCAGUGGCUGCUGUGGAGGCUCCUGUUUUACCCAACGGUUCAUAUGACGGCAACCUGCUGGUGAAGUCCUCAGGAAAACUGACGCUGCUUCAGAAAAUGCUGAAGAAGCUGAAAGAUGAAGGGCACAGAGUUCUUAUUUUCUCUCAGAUGACAAAGAUGCUGGAUCUUCUGGAGGAUUUUCUAGAGUUUGAGGGUUAUAAAUAUGAACGUAUUGAUGGGGGGAUUACUGGAGGCCUUAGGCAGGAGGCCAUUGAUCGCUUCAAUGCUCCGGGCGCACAGCAGUUCUGCUUCUUGCUUUCCACUCGAGCCGGUGGUCUGGGCAUCAACCUGGCCAGUGCCGACACAGUCAUCAUCUAUGACUCCGACUGGAAUCCACACAAUGACAUCCAAGCAUUCAGCAGAGCCCACCGUAUAGGCCAAAACAAGAAAGUGAUGAUCUACCGUUUUGUGACCCGGGGCUCAGUGGAGGAGAGAAUCACUCAGGUUGCAAAGAGGAAAAUGAUGCUGACGCACUUGGUGGUGCGGCCUGGCCUGGGAUCCAAAACUGGCUCCAUGUCCAAGCAAGAACUGGAUGAUAUCCUCAAAUUUGGAACUGAAGAGCUUUUUAAGGAUGAAAUGGAGGCAGCACGAGCCAUGGGUGAUAACAAAGAUGGUGAGGAGGGCAAUGUGAUUCACUACGAUGAUGAUGCCAUUUCAAAGCUGCUGGAUCGCAGCCAGGAUGCCACAGAGGACACAGAGAUCCAGAACAUGAACGAGUACCUGAGCUCCUUUAAGGUAGCUCAGUACGUGGUGAAGGAGGAAGAUGGAGAGGAGGAGGUGGAGCGCGAGAUUAUCAAGCAGGAGGAGAACGUGGACCCCGACUACUGGGAAAAACUCCUCCGCCAUCAUUACGAGCAGCAGCAGGAGGAUCUGGCACGCAAUCUGGGCAAAGGCAAGCGCAUCAGGAAGCAAGUUAACUACAAUGACACGACCCAGGAGGACCAAGAAUGGCAGGAUGAUCUUUCAGACAAUCAGUCGGAGUACUCUGUGGGGUCCGAGGACGAGGACGAAGAUUUCGAGGAGAGGCCUGAAGGUGGAAGGAGACAGUCUCGCCGGCAGCUCAAGAAUGAGAAAGACAAACCUCUGCCACCCCUACUGGCCCGUGUCGGAGGCAGUAUAGAAGUCCUGGGGUUCAACGCCCGUCAGAGGAAAGCCUUCCUCAACGCCAUCAUGCGCUGGGGCAUGCCGCCUCAGGAUGCGUUCAACUCCCAUUGGCUGGUUAGGGACCUGAGAGGGAAGAGUGAGCGGGAAUUCAGGGCCUACGUGUCCCUGUUCAUGAGACAUUUAUGUGAGCCAGGGGCCGACGGAGCGGAGACCUUCGCUGAUGGAGUCCCCCGUGAGGGACUGUCUCGUCAGCAUGUUCUCACCAGAAUCGGAGUCAUGUCGCUUGUCAGGAAAAAGGUGCAGGAGUUUGAACACGUAAACGGGAAGCUGAGCUCUCCGGAUCUGAUUCCCAUUGGUAUGGAGCUGAAGAAACUGAUUGAGAGUGUGUCCUCUGAUCCCAACACUCCGGUGCCUGCGAGCCCUGUAGCCACACAGCCCGGCACCCCCAUCCCACCAGAGAGGACAGAGUUUUUGCCGGGUACCACCGAGGACAAGGAGACCACAGAGCAAGAUGGAAAGAAACUGUCAGAGCAGGAAGCUUCCAAUGCCGACCCAGCAUCUGCACCUGAGAAGACGGCUGACAGUGAAGAGAGCAAAGUCAGUUCAGAGGAGAAAUCUGGAGAAGAGAAGAGUAGAACUGAAUCCCCCUCUGCCAAGGCCGAGGGUCCAUCUGCCAACCCAAAAGAGUCCGCUUUCAAACUAGCAGAAACGCCAUCCAGUCAGACUUCACCUAAGAUGGACCGCUGCAAAGAAACUGAAAAGUCCUCAGAAAAAGGAGACGCUGGCUCUUCUCUGGAUAAAAAUGAAGACAAAGAAAUCAAAUCAGAUUAUGUGAAGAGCGAAGACGUGUUGGAAGGUCGAAUCAACGGCGACAAAGACACGUUGGAAGAGAUGGAUGAGAGUAGGAGAGAGGAUAAAAAUGGAUUCAAAGCAAAGUUCAUGUUUAAUAUUGCUGACGGAGGCUUCACAGAGCUGCACACUCUGUGGCAAACUGAGGAGCGAGCGGCGCUGUCUUCUGGAAAAAUGCAUGACAUCUGGCACCGUCGCCAUGACUACUGGCUCUUGGCUGGCAUCCUGUUGGAGCAGGCGCUGGUGAUUGAGGAGCAGCUGCGGAGGGCAGCCUACCUCAACAUGACCCAGGACCCCAGUCAUCCCGCCAUGGCCCUCAACACUCGCUUCGCCGAGGUGGAAUGUUUGGCCGAGUCCCACCAACACCUGUCCAAAGAGUCUCUGGCAGGGAACAAGCCCGCCAAUGCAGUGCUCCACAAAGUGCUGAACCAGCUGGAGGAACUCCUGAGUGACAUGAAAGCAGAUGUGACACGACUGCCCAACAUGCUGUCCAGGAUCCCGCCGGUGUCGGCCCGCCUGCAGAUGUCUGAGAGGAGCAUACUGAGCCGCCUCACCAGUAGAGGCAGCGAACCUCCUCCACAGCAGCCUUUCAGCCAGGGCGGCUUUGGCUGCUCCCAGAUGUACAGCAGCAGUUUUGGCGGGGGAUUCAGAGGUCCGGGCGGCCAGCCCAUGGUCAACUACAGUCAGAUGCCACUCGGACCUUAUGUCAGCGUGUCCUCCAAUGGCCCGCCACCACCCACAAGCCAUCUGGACAAGAAAUCACUGGACUCCUUGAGAGAUGUGGUGACACCUGAUCUAAAAUCAGGCAAACCCAGUGAUGUUAUCUGCAUCGAGGACUAG
Messenger RNA from Menidia menidia (Atlantic silverside), 5903 nucleotides. The record is from the annotation of a GenBank genome assembly. Lineage: Eukaryota; Metazoa; Chordata; Actinopteri; Atheriniformes; Atherinopsidae.